Molecule: messenger RNA, 1438 nt
Organism: Athalia rosae (coleseed sawfly)
Lineage: Eukaryota; Metazoa; Arthropoda; Insecta; Hymenoptera; Athaliidae
Product: protein snakeskin-like
Exons: 4
Coding region: 169-567 (132 amino acids)
Biological process (GO): septate junction assembly
Source: RefSeq, a predicted model, not a curated record
UGUCCCGGCAUCCGCAUUAUUCUCAGUCGUCUAACAGUCGCCGGACAAACCUGCCGCAGAUACUCUGUUUCGAUCAUACGACGUACGGAAUUCAUCGAAGUUACUCAAAAAUCUACCGAAAUUUUCCGGACAACCGUAUCUCGUAAUAUAAAAUAACUAACGAAGGAGAUGGCAGCGAUAACGAAACUCUCAAUCAUCAGGCUCUUCGAGCUGGUGUUGGUCUGCGUCAUGAUAGGCCUGCACUACCACUCAGCCGUAAUCUUGGGGCCGAUUAAGGACUUGUUGAUUGUGGGGACCAUAGGUGGAUACCUUAUUAUCCUGAUCGGGCUCUUCGCUGCUUCGCUAAUGGGGACACCGGUGAACAGGCGUGUUGACUUAUUCUUCAGCGUCGUCGGUUGCGUCCUUUUCGUAAUUGCGGGUGGAAUCGCCAUCCAUUACUUCAAGACUCUGCCGUCCUAUUCUACCAAUGAGUUGAGGAACAUAGGAUUGUCCAAAGGAUCGAUGGCGAUCAUCGAGGCGGCAUUUUUCUUAGCAGAUGCUAUAUUCACCUUCCGGGGCGAAGCCUGAAGAACUCGGUUACAAUGGGACACCUCAAAGGGGCUGCUGCUCUCGAUUGUUUGUCGCUCUCCGAACGCCGAAUUUACCAUCUUUGUACAACUAUUUAGCGUUAUUCUUUGAACUACACUUCAGCAUAUUUAUGCGAAAACCCAUCUACGUCUCGUUCUACAUAACAAUAAAGAAAAUGACAGCAAAUUCGCGCGAAUUUAUUCGAGUCUGCUGGGCUUUUCAGUUAAGCCAACGCGACUGAGAUCAAGAAUUCACGUUACUGCUUUCGGUAUAAUUUUCGUCCAAGCGACGAAGUUCAUAUUCCAAUAAUUUUACGACAGAUUGUCACUUACAUAUGUUACAAUUGUGCCGUAAAUUUUGUACGGGUAAUCGUGGAUAUUAUAAUCAUAAGAAUCAUGAUGAUAAGCAAACAAUGUAGUGUAUACGUGAUGAAUUUCUUUUGCCAAUAGAUAGAAAAUUAAAUUUUUGGUCGGAUUGAUGUAUAGUUAUUGUUCAGUUUCGCGUAUAGGUAAUUAGUAACACAAAUGUAGAGUUCAGAAAGAAGUAAAUCUUCAGAUUAUCGCAGCAGUCCUGGUAGAUGUGAACGUCUCAUACCUAUACAACAUACGUAUGAUAUAUUUAUUAUGUAAUAAUUAUUAUAAUAUCUGUAAAAUUCAUCAUCUAACAAGUCAUUAGUCCAUGAUUUUUGCAACAUAACGCUGAUUUUCCACGCAUCUAAUAUUAUUUUAAUUCGUGUAUGAUAAACUACUAACUUACAGUGAAGAAUGUACUCUGUUAUGUGUAAUUUUUUUCAGUUCUAUUGUUACGACUGCUUUCGCUGCAAAAAUGUACGAAACCGAAAUUAAUAAACUACGUAUAUUUAGUCAUCUAA